Molecule: messenger RNA, 936 nt
Organism: Aphis gossypii (cotton aphid)
Lineage: Eukaryota; Metazoa; Arthropoda; Insecta; Hemiptera; Aphididae
Product: FLYWCH-type zinc finger-containing protein 1-like
Exons: 3
Coding region: 199-936 (245 amino acids)
Source: RefSeq, a predicted model, not a curated record
ACAAAAAUGUCGCAGGUAGUAAUAUAUCGCCGUAGUCGCCGAUGUGGCUCGCAGUUCCGGUUUUCAUUCGAUCGUAGGUAUGAUUAGAUUAGAUUAAAGUAACAUAGGUAAUAAAACGAAAAUAAAGUUCAGUAUACAUAUUAGUGUGUAAUCUGCAACCGUAACAGAAACUCUAUAAUAUAAUAUAAUCUGUACGUUAUGGCAUUUGAGUAUAUAAUAAACCAAAAAAAUGGAAAAUUACUGAAUUUUAAUUCUUUUUUAUACAAGAAAGAAAGAGAAAACGAAAAUAAAAUUAUUUGGAAGUGCGUAGAGUAUAAUGCAAAGAAAUGUCGCGGUCGAUUACAUUCAUCUGGACAAAGUGUAGUUCAUACUACUGAACAUAACCAUGUGGCCGAUAUUGCAAAAGUUGAAGCUAAAGAAGCAAUGGCAAGACUUAAAAAUAUUGCAAAAACUACUCAACUUAGUACCCAUUCUGUAUUAGGAACACUGACAUUACAGACCACUUCCAACAUAGCUGGACAAUUUCCGAGUACAACAGGAUUAAAACGAACAAUUCAACGAGUUAGAAAAAUAGAAACCUGCCGGAGAGCGAGAAGAGCCCCUUUAUUUUCUAUAAAUGUAUGGAAUUGUUAUGCAUUAUUAAAGUAUGAUAUUCCACGAACUAACAAUUCAGUCGAGGGUUGGCAUAAUUGUUUUAGUUCAAUGUUAAGUUCUCGUCAUCAAUCUAUUUGGAUUUUUAUCAAUUCACUGAAAAAAGAAGAAAGCUUAAACCGUCUAAAAGUUGAACAGUAUAUUGCUGGCAUCAAACCUCCGAAAAAGAAAAAAUACAAAGAUUCUGCAAUUCGACUUAAAGCCAUUUGUGAUGAUUAUGAAAAUCGAUCAAUUGACGACUACCUGCGUGGAAUUUCGUAUAACUUCCAAUAUCAAUUGACAUAA